Diospyros lotus (date-plum) is the source of this 1413-nucleotide messenger RNA. RefSeq lists its product as uncharacterized. The record is from RefSeq and is a predicted model, not a curated record. The transcript is spliced from 5 exons. Bases 245 to 958 code for a protein of 237 amino acids. NCBI's taxonomy places the organism in Eukaryota, Viridiplantae, Streptophyta, Magnoliopsida, Ericales, Ebenaceae.
AGAACAGACAGCGGACGGAACGAACACUUUAAAUUCUGUGAGAGAAGAAAACUAUCAAAUAGGGAUUAGGGAGUUUGGCGUGAUCUACAACAAACCUCAUCACACCACGAAAACAUCGCACAUGAUUUGAUCACAAACCUCUCUCCCCCGCCCUCUCCCUCCCCCAUCGUUUCUUCUUCUUCUUCUUCUCAACCAUCUCCCCCACUACUCGGCACUUUCUAUCUGGCUCGGAAACUGAUAGAAAAUGGCGGAAACUCCCAAGUUGUUGGACAUGGGGUCUGAUGCUCCCGGCUCAUCUUGCAAGGCCUGUGGAUCGGACGAAAUGGGUGCCCAGAAAAUCUGUGUUUUCGAUCAAACAAACGGCUUACACUGCUCUUGCAAAGCUUGCGAAUCGAACAAAAGGGGUGCCCAGAAAAUCUCUGUUUCUCACCAGCCAAACGGCUUGAACUUCACCAACUUCAAACCCGAUCCCUGCAUCGUGGACGUGGAAUGCUUGUCUCGUCUCCCCGAUCACGACGCAACUGCAAAUUCAAGAAUUACAUUGCAGAGGAGCCUUUCGAGAAAGCUGUCACAGCCGCCAGGCAGCGAAAAGGACGGCGGCGUUAUCCCUUCAUCGUCACCCAAAGAAAUUGCAGCCGCUGUAGGUGGGGCUAAGUCACCUGGAAACGACAUGCGGGCGACGGUGCGGACAGCAGAUCGUCCCAUGAACGCUCAGGUCCACCACCACAUCAUUAUCACCACCGGCAACGCCGGACCCAUCGCAGCCGAAAACCGACCCGGCACAGGCAGCAGCGCCAAGAAAUCCAGCUUCCGGCGUUCCCUCCCCUUCUGGGCCAUCCAUUUCAGGAGAAUCCCCCUUUACCUCGCCGCCUUGUCAAUCGCGGGAACUCUAGUACUGAUUUAUUUCACCCUUUCAGUGGCCAAACAUGGAGGAGACGACAGUGCCCUGAAUUGGUAGUGUUAAUCGGCGAGGACAAAACUCCAAAUCGAGGAUGGAAUAUUGGUUUCAAUGAUUACAGCGAAAGCAGUGCCCGAGGACAAAAGAUAUGCACUGGAAUAUAGAGACAGCACAAGCGAUCCAAAUUGGGUACACUGUGACUUUCUUCAGCCCACACGAUUUAGAGAAUAUUUUGUAUAUAUAGAUAAAAAUAAUUUAAGGAGAGAUACGAGGCGCAUAGCAGAGCGACAAAGAUAGAGAAUCUUAAAAAAUAUGAUAUUUAAACCAUCUUCCAUAGUUGGUAGCUCAACCAUCUUGUUUUGUGGCUAUUUUCACCUCAGAGAGUUGAUAUGUUAUCUGUAUUUUGGGGAUGUGGGCUGCACCACCCUCAAAGAUGUCCAUUCUCUCAAAUUAUUUACAUCGAACAAUUGUUAUAUUGUCUCACGUAGAUAAUAUAAUAAUUCUGUUUCAUCUUA